Giardia duodenalis is the source of this 2970-nucleotide messenger RNA. Its product is annotated as Kinase, NEK. Gene Ontology annotation, biological process: protein phosphorylation. Lineage: Eukaryota; Fornicata; Diplomonadida; Hexamitidae. Gene Ontology annotation, molecular function: protein binding; ATP binding; protein kinase activity. The record is from RefSeq and is a predicted model, not a curated record. The transcript has a single exon. Bases 1 to 2970 code for a protein of 989 amino acids.
AUGAAAAGCCCCCGAAUAUUGGAGGCAUACGACAUCCUGGGUAUCAUUGGACAUGGGCCAUAUGCUACUGUCUUCAAGUGCAGACACAAGGCGACAGAAGAGACGCACAUUAUCAAGGAAUAUUUGCUUGAUGCAAUUCCUCGGCAGUGCAUCUCUCUCCUCAGGAGGGAAGCAGAUCUACAAGCUCAGGUGCAAAUAGACUCCAUUCUGCAACCGUGCUAUACAUUUGUUGACCAUGACUCUCUCGUGUUGUAUAUCGUACUCCCCUUUCUGGGGGCUAAAACGUUGCAAGCAGCAAUUGAAUCAGCAAAAACAGAUCAGACAUACUUUACAGAAGACGUGGUGUGGAGUACUGCAUACUCCCUACUAACGAUCUUGAAGGACUUAGCCUCUUAUCCACUUCGUGAAGACGACGCCCCCAGUCUGAAGCCUCUUCAUUGCAACCUGAAGCCAACAAAUAUCCUUUUCCUUGACGAAAACCUUUCGAUGGUCCAACUGUGUGACUGUUCAUUUAGCCCCGACUUGCGAUUGACACUCAGUUCAACCAAAAUUGGGCUGAAAGCGCACAAGAGAGAUGCGGACCACCUUUAUACAACAGCCUAUAUGGCACCAGAGAUUCUAAAAGAUAAGAAAGCCCACGAAACAUCAGAUAUUUGGUCUUUGGGCUGCAUUCUCUACGAAAUGUGCACUAUGAAGGCACUCGUUUCCGACACACUUGACGCCGCCAGCUCAGAGAGUAUGCUGAGUGCUAUUCUCCCCAUCCGCAAGUUGUACGGUUACUCGGAUGUGUUGAAUGAUUUCCUCAAUCAGAUGCUCACUCAGAACCCAUCUUUGCGGCCUGACUACGAUACUCUUCUUAAUCACAGCAGAAUGCGGGCCCUCAGGGAUAGAAGCUCUGUCGCUCAUCUGCGCGAUAGAGACAGUGGACGGGCCUCUAUUUACUCAGCUACCUCCACCAUGUCCCCUCGGUCGACCCUUUCAACUAACCUGAGUCGGAUACUUCCACUGAAGUCUCGCAUAUCGACACGGACCGUGGAGCUGGCCUGCACAGAUGUUGACGGCUCAUCUGUGCCAGUAUCUGCAGCAGACUCGUUUGUUGUUGCAACUCAGCUGGAGGGCAACUCUACCACGCCACUAAUAGAAGCAGUUAUAGCAAAUGAUAAGGAGCUUCUUAUCGCUAACUUCUCAUACGCAGGACACGUGGAUGAGCAUGGGAAGACCGCCCUGAUGUAUGCUGCAGAGUUGGGCAGAAAUGAGUUCAUCUUAUAUCUACUCCCCUUUGAGAACGGACGUGAAAUAAAUGGCGCCACAGCUCUUCAAUUGGCCAUUGCAGCCGGAAACGAUGAUGGGGCAGAUAUGAUAGCGUAUUACGAAUGUCCUGAAUACAACAAAAUACAAGAUAUAUACAAUGACUGGAUGGAUGGGAAGCAUGGGGCGUUUCAGAAAUCCACAAUCAACGCAACGUUUGUGGGAGGACGGGCGGUUCCAGGAUCUAAAACGCCGACAAUCUCGGUAAUAGUGAGCCCCCUCUCUGUCAGUCGGGCAUCCUCUACACUCGACGAUAGCAUAGAUGCAUCUUUAUCCUCUUCGGUUUCUGUACAAGAAGACCUUAGGUCGCCUCUCGACAUUCUCAGUUCGUCCAUCGAUAUGUCUCUACCUCUGACAAUUUCCCGGUUCACGCCGUCGCAGGAACUAUCUACCUUCAGAGCCUGCGCAUCAGGGCUUCGUGGCUCUCGAGGAUUAAGUUCCAGUGAACUAAAUCUCAUAUUUCGGACGAACUCAACAGGUCUCAUGCAAGCGUGUGCAGCCAAUGACAUUGCACGGGCUUGGUGCCUACGUUUUCAAGCCGGGGCACGGACAGCAGAGGGGAAGACGGCACUGAUGUUCUGUGCUGAGUCUAACUGUAUUCUAAUGGCGCGUGUGCUACUAGAGACAGAAGCCGGUCUUAUUCUCAGGGACGGCACGAGUGCAUAUGAAGUAGCAGUUGCACACGGCCACACAGUCAUAGCAGAAAUUCUUUCUAGAUAUGAGGCAAUCGCAAACAGUGUAAAGCCAUCGCCUAACCCAGUAAUCAAAGCAAGCAUGCUAGGUGACAUCUCCAUAGUUAAUUACUUCAUUCAUCAAUACAGGCAAGCCAUUAAAGUAGGAGACGUGCUGCAAAGAAAGCUAUCACUAGAACUUCUGAGUGGAAGUGCACAGGAUGGAAAGACAGCCUUGAUGUAUGCGGCAGAAUUAGGUAAUGCAGAGGUAGUGCAACUGCUUCGAAUGGUUUUGGCACGGUGUCAAAUGACGUCCGACAACCACCUGAAAGGUAGGACUGCGCUCAUGUUCGCAUGCAGGAAGAACCACUUAAAUUGUGUGUUUCCCCUCCUUCAGCUAGAAGCACGGAUGCAGGAUGCACGAGGGUGGACUGCACUUAUGAUGGCUUCUUACCUGGGGUACACACAGAUUAUUAAGGCGCUUCUGGUGUGGGAAAACGGGAUUGUACUAGGAUCAUCGACAGAAUCGUCGGGCGCUACUGCUCUGAUGCUUGCUGCAGAGGCUGGAAAUGUCGCGGCAGUCUCUCUUUUGGUGAAUUACGAGUCUCGAAGGCAAAAGGAAAAUGGCUUCACUGCGCUAAUGAUGGCCGCCCAAGAGGGUCACAGCGAAUGCGUUAAGAUCCUGAUGAAGAAAGAGGCAAGAUUAAAUCGAACAGAUGGAUGGACGGCCUUGAUGAGCGCUGUGCAGAGAAAUCGGGUUGAGUGUGUAAAGCUUCUUAUGGCCCACGAAGCCGGGAUGUCAAAAACAAGUGGGUACACAGCGCUGAUGUGUGCGGCACAGUGUGGCUGGGAGCAGUGUGUUCGGAUGCUUCUUCCUCUGGAAUGGCACAUAAUGCACUCCAACGGCCUAACAGCAGAUGCAUUUGCGAAGACAGAUACGCUUCGCCGCGAGAUGAGGCUUUACAUUGAGCUUCAGGAGAAGCGUAAGUAA